Messenger RNA from Erythranthe guttata (spotted monkey flower), 1279 nucleotides. Lineage: Eukaryota; Viridiplantae; Streptophyta; Magnoliopsida; Lamiales; Phrymaceae. The record is from RefSeq and is a predicted model, not a curated record.
GUUUUUUGUAUAUAUCUAUGGUUUAAAAUCAUCCAAUGUAUUCCACCGGGUGUAACAUCUUAUAGAUCAGUAUUAUCUUUGAUGACGACUCCUUCAAAGUCAAAACGUAGUGGGAAGGCAUUAUCUCAAACUUUGGAAGGAAUCAUAACUAUUAACUUUGAUCGUUUCCGAAUGCCCGGUCGUCUGUGGUCCCGAUCAAAAGAUCAAAAUUUCCCCAUCUUCUUCUUCGAAUCGGGAUCCCCUUCAUUUCCUCACCCCAAAAGUCAACCCUAAAUCUUUGUCGCCGGGGCAGCCAUGACAAACUCUAUCGAUGAUACAGAGUGGCACGAGUGUUUGGAUUGGAGCGAAGAUGGAGGGGUACUUGUUCCUUGUAACGAUUCUAUCUUUCUAACUGUUCCAUCUAGAGACGAAGUCGAUGACGCAGUUUCUUCUCUUCAACAGGCGUUUAAAUUGUCGUCGUACUUCUCACGUCAAUCGAGCAUAAAACUUACCGGGGAUAGUGAUUGGAUUGAUCAUCACUCGGUGACUAUAUGCAGCAGUUCAAGAAUAUUACAACAGCAUAAUGGAUCAAAUAAUAACAGUGUUUACGAUGCCUUCCAUUUAUUGCAAACCGAUACUUCUGUACAGAGAGCGGUGGUCUCUUUAUCGCACGAUCAAACUGUUUGGGAUGCUGUGUUGAAGAACAAGGAUGUUAAGAAGCUGUUGGGAGGAUCAACUUUUCGAGGUUGUUUUUUUAAAUUUUAAUACUAAUUUCACGUUUCGUAUUAUUUUUUUUAUUAAUUUCAUUCAUUAUAUUCCACCUAUAACUUUCGAUGUUUAUUCAUUAUUUAGCUAUUGAACAAGGAGACAACAACAACUACAUAGACAACGGUACCUCAGACGACUCGAAUCCAGUGAAGGAUAUUAUGAGUUUCGUAUUUCCGAAGGAUGAGGGAAAAAACGUGCCACUUAUUAACAAGAUCGCGAGAUCCGUGAACGAUGAUUUUCAGCUUCCAAGCGGAAGCUCUAUGGGGGAGCAAAAUGGAGGCUUUAUGAAGGAGGAAAUUGAAGAUAAGAAACUGAAGACGAGUUUAUUUCUCACCAUCAUCGUCAUGCUUGUAGUAAUCGUCAAACGUUUCUGGCGGUUACGAGGCUGAAGACCGUAAUUCGUGUGCUUUUAUUGAAUAUUUGCUCAAAAUAAACCUUUCUCAUUCAGGAACUUCCCCUCCAUGUUUCGGUCUUCUUAUUUGUUCAAGUUUGCAAAAUAGAGUGCUCGCUUUUUUUUUUUGUAUAAACAUGU